AAAUAAUGUUGCUUUUUAGUGCAGAGACGGAAAGACCGUUGUGUGGCAGAGGAAGCCCCCACGUAUAAAGUAGGUGAUGGUCAUCGUGCAUGGAAGUCAGCCAAAACACCAACAGCAAAUGAGGAAAGUUUCAUUUUUCGAUCAGAUAGGAGAUGGGUCGAUGUCACGACUAUUCCUCUUUUAAUGGCAUAUUUGACGAGGUACAUGCUAGACACUGACAAAUUAAGACCAAAUGCCUUUGAAAUAAGAGCACAGGAAGGCAAACCAUCAGCAGUAGUCCAGUGUGAUGAUUCUGGCAUGCUGGCCGAAUGGAUUAAACACAUGUCAAACAACAUCAUCCAGCUUACAGCUCAACAGAUGAAGGUGCUAAACAAAUCUCUUUCACCAAAUGAUCAGGUACAUCACAUGGGAUGGGUCAGUGAGGGCACCAUUGCAGCACAACCUUGGUACAAAUGGCAGGCUCGGUUUCUGGCCUUCAAAGGUCCAGAUAUUUUCUUCUUUGAUGUACCACCUCAGAAGAAAGUACUUCUAUUGUAACGUUGCUGCCUGAUAUCAUAAUUGCAC
Messenger RNA from Limulus polyphemus (Atlantic horseshoe crab), 564 nucleotides. RefSeq names its product gamma-2-syntrophin-like. Lineage: Eukaryota; Metazoa; Arthropoda; Merostomata; Xiphosura; Limulidae. Gene Ontology annotation, molecular function: structural molecule activity. The transcript has 6 exons. Gene Ontology annotation, cellular component: dystrophin-associated glycoprotein complex; intracellular anatomical structure. Bases 184 to 537 code for a protein of 117 amino acids. The record is from RefSeq and is a predicted model, not a curated record.